GAAGGAGAACCAUAAACUCACGAAUAACGGUGAAGGAGGCGCAGACGGCGAUAACGGGCGUGCGAGCGGGCGGGUCGUGGUGGCCGUCCGGCUGCGCCCCGCGACGGAGGAUGGCCGUCGUCGUGGCCUUCAGGAACAGGGAGGCCAUGCUGGGUCCCUUCCUGUACCGCAUGCACCCUUUCCUCCAACAACAGUUCCUCAAUUACACGAUCUACUUGGUGGAACAAACACCGGAGGAGAACUUCAACCAGGCCAAGAUGUACAACGUGGGGUUCGUGAGGGCGCGUGCCGAGGGCCCCUGGGACUGCUACGUGUUUCAUGACGUGGACUGCCUGCCCGAGAACGACCAGAACCUCUACUUCUGCACAGACCAGCCGCGGCACCUCGGGAUCUCGCGUUCGAAAACUGGCUAUCGAUACAACACCAAGUACCUGGGCUGUGCUAAUGCCCUGACUGGGUGGCAGGUGGAGAGAGUUAAUGGCUGGAGUAACAGGUACUUCGGCUGGGGCGGUGAGGACAACGACAUGCUCCGACGUAUCAAAGCCUCAGGAAUGAACGUGGUCCGGAUGAACGAAAAUGUGGCGACGUACACGAUGCUGAAUCACCCCAGGGCAAAGAAGAAUCCAAACAGAAGAAUGUUUCGAAGCGCUCAACGGACGUACAAGCAAGACGGUCUGAACACUCUGAACUACACCCUUGUUCAGCUGGAACGGCGGCCGCUUUACACCUGGCUGUUCGUUCGCGUGUGA
Molecule: messenger RNA, 749 nt
Organism: Penaeus indicus
Lineage: Eukaryota; Metazoa; Arthropoda; Malacostraca; Decapoda; Penaeidae
Product: beta-1,4-galactosyltransferase 4-like
Exons: 6
Coding region: 111-749 (212 amino acids)
Biological process (GO): carbohydrate metabolic process
Cellular component (GO): Golgi apparatus
Molecular function (GO): galactosyltransferase activity
Source: RefSeq, a predicted model, not a curated record